Molecule: messenger RNA, 834 nt
Organism: Didymodactylos carnosus
Lineage: Eukaryota; Metazoa; Rotifera; Eurotatoria; Philodinida; Philodinidae
Source: the annotation of a GenBank genome assembly
AUGGGUCCGUUAAUUCAACGCCCCCCCUCAACUAUGCCUCGUCAUCCAGUUCAUAGUUACCAAACUCCUAUGGCAGAUCCAACUUUAAGAUGGCAAGUUGCUCGUCCUCUUGAUAAACUCGCUAACAUGGUUGCAAGUACAAAUCCCAGUCUUUCGAUUCCCCCACGAUGGCCAACACCAGGAGUACCACCAUCCACACCUUUACAAACAAUGAAUGGUCACAAUUCUUCUCAUAUCACUACAACAUUACCUCCAUCACCAAUGUACAACGAACAGCCAACGUUCACUUUACUUCAGAAUAGCCAUCCACAAGGAUAUCCACAACCAGGAUGGAUACCUCCUUACAAUGCUUACAGCCAAAUAGCACCUAAUCAGUCACAAUCUCAGCCAUGGAACGGGCAAACAUUUUCUCCCUAUCCUUACCAACAACCUCCACUAUCAAUUCCACAACAGCAACAACAACAGUUCUCUAAUCAGCACUUGUAUCCAGUUAAUGAAUUACAAACGGCUCCUCAUAAUUAUAAUCUCUAUAAUUUGAAUCCAGUACCGCCUACGGCACUUUUGCCCUCACCAAUUACCACUUCACCAAAUUUUCCAUCUCCACCAUCCCAUAAUAUUCAAACAUUAUUAAAAACUGUGCGCCCUAUUGAACAAGUUGUUACCGAUACAAAACAAGAGCCAUCACCUAUUAUUCUCACAGAAUUAUUGAAAAACGAUAAACUCGCAAAUAAUAUCAAAGAAUCGGUGGAGCAAACGCCACCGCUGAAUGUGGAAGAUGGAACCAAAUUUAUGAUUGGUGAUAUUAUUAAAGGAAAUAUUUUAACAGAUACAUAA